This is a messenger RNA of Rosa rugosa (rugosa rose), 1251 nucleotides long. RefSeq names its product F-box protein At4g09920-like. Lineage: Eukaryota; Viridiplantae; Streptophyta; Magnoliopsida; Rosales; Rosaceae. Gene Ontology annotation, molecular function: protein binding. The transcript has 2 exons. Bases 1 to 1251 code for a protein of 416 amino acids. The record is from RefSeq and is a predicted model, not a curated record.
AUGGCUGUGGACACAGUAUUAAGCCGGCCUCAGUUACCUGACCACAUUAUCCACCAAAUCAUCCAACUCCUUCCUACCAAAUCUGCUGUCCGCAUGAGCUCUCUUUCCAAGCAAUUUGAAGCUGCAUGGUACACCCAACCUGUACUAGACUUCGAUGAGGGCAAGCCACGCGAUGAUACAACUGACAGCAACCUUCAGCACAUAAAGUUCAUCAACAUCUUGGAUAGGUACUUGGACUACUUCCGUAAUGAUGAGAAAAUCAAGCAGCAACUCUUAGAUAAAUUCAGGCUUCGCAUCACUACUAACUUCUCAGUUAGUGAGUCUACUAUGGUAGAUGAGUUAUUGAGUCUUGCAGUUCGAAGAAGCGUCAAAGAGUUGGACAUUAGCAUUGGAGGUAAACAUGCAGCCUUAUACUGUUUAACCCCGAAAAAGCCCCUAAAUUUGGCGAAGUCUAUAACUACCUUGAGUUUGGAGCAUGUGACAAUUAAUGAAGAUGAAUCUAAUCCUCAUCUAAGCUUCCCGUCCUUGAAAACAAUGUCGUUAAAAACUCUGCGAUUCAGUCACUCCUUGAUAUCUAGGUGCCCUUCCCUCGAGACUUUGUCAGUAUCAACCAGUUCUAUGUGUGAUGGCUCGUCAACAUUCGUAGUUUCAAAUUCCAAUCUCAAAUCCUUGGACAUCACAAACUGCGAUUUUUUUCAAUUAGAAGUGAGAACUACGAAUCUAGAAUCUUUUACCUUUGUUUCGGAGGAUUACAUUAGGCUCAUCAGUUUGUCCAAGUGCAGAAACUUGAAAUCUUUAAACAUCCUCGCACAAAAACUGCACUACCUUUAUAUAUCUGGAUGCGGACAUUCUGUGAAGGCCACAAUCGAUAGUUCCAGUCUAGAGUAUGUUCAGUUUACUGGUUUUUUGAAGUACAAGCUUUCCAUAAAAGCUCUAAAUUUGUCAAGGGCAAGAAUUACUCUUUGUCACGAAGAGCAGAGCUUCAACGAGCCAUGGGAACAUUUUUCUUCACUGAGAGAUUUUCUUGAAAGUUUUGCUUCCUGCUACCAAGAAAUAAUCCUACGUGUUGAUCAUGCUGAGAUGGCGCAGGCUCUCAUCUUUCCAGAAAAUUUCAGGAAGACCGUCUCUCCACCAUUGCCUAUUCUUAAGCAUUUUCGGGUUCGCAUCACUUCUCCGAUGUUGGCGCGAAAUUCUGACUUGAUGGACUCAUUGACUUGGAUAGCACCUUCUGCAGAGAUUCAAAGAAUAUAA